Messenger RNA from Symbiodinium pilosum, 742 nucleotides. The record is from the annotation of a GenBank genome assembly. NCBI's taxonomy places the organism in Eukaryota, Dinophyceae, Suessiales, Symbiodiniaceae.
GCGGUAUAACAUCCCGGAGCCCCGCGCUGCUAGAGCGCGGCCUACGCACUUUGUGGCCAUCAGGCUUUUCUCGCGCAUGAUCCGCCGCAAUGUGCAGCAGAUGCAGCAAUGGUUCAUUGCCAAGAACCCGCUCUUCGAGCAAUGCUUGGUGCCGGUUCGGCGACUUCACUCGUCGUUGUUGCUGACAUCCAUUCCUAAUGAACGGCGUGGCGAGGCUCAGGAGGCGUGUCACGAAGCCGGCGAGGAAAUCCGUGACAUGCUGGGAGACCAACCUGUGAAGAUUAUUGCAAGUGGCAUUAGUUGCUUCAACGGUCAGAUACUGUUCACGCGACUGCGGACUGAGCCACACGAUAUGCUGCAAGAUAUCCACGACAUCCUGGCUACCACGUUCAUGCAACAUGGGUUUCCAGUCUUGGACGAAAGCGCGAAGUCAUGGUUGUCAGAAGACGAAGAACCACACGAUUUCAAAGCGCACGCGUCGUUCAUCAAGGUCUCUAAAGCGCUGGCACACGCGAAGACGGACGCAGAGAAGCGCCGCCUGCGCUCGUUACGGGUGACCUGCGAUGACUUAGAUGCCUGGAGGGAUGUGUUCUUCGGGACCCAGAUUUGCACAGAGUUUGAGCUCCUGGACAUGAUCGGCUCUUCGCGUGAUGGUUACUACCCUUGCCUAAAGCUGGAGCACUUUCAUGACAGGAGCACUGGGUUUUGGAUUUUUGGGUUUCAGGGGGCAUGCUUGGUUUAG